Messenger RNA from Aquila chrysaetos chrysaetos, 5793 nucleotides. It is a transcript of the gene LDLRAD3, whose product is annotated as low density lipoprotein receptor class A domain containing 3. Bases 77 to 1120 code for a protein of 347 amino acids. Gene Ontology annotation, molecular function: protein binding. The transcript is spliced from 6 exons. Gene Ontology annotation, biological process: receptor-mediated endocytosis. Gene Ontology annotation, cellular component: plasma membrane. Lineage: Eukaryota; Metazoa; Chordata; Aves; Accipitriformes; Accipitridae. The record is from RefSeq and is a predicted model, not a curated record.
CGCGCCGCUGCCCCCGGCCGCAGGCUCGGUCGAGGGCCGGAGCGGCGGAGCGGAGCCCAAGUUUGGCGGAGCGGCCAUGUGGCUGCUGUGGCUGCUGCUGGGCUCGGCGGAGAGCCAACUGUUGCCUGGGAAUAACUUCACAAACGAAUGCAACAUUCCUGGAAACUUCAUGUGCAGUAACGGGCGCUGUAUCCCAGGGGCCUGGCAGUGUGAUGGGCUGCCGGACUGCUUUGAUGACAGUGAUGAGAAGGAAUGCCCGAAAGCCAAAUCCAAAUGCGGUGCCACAUUCUUCCCCUGCGCUAGCGGCAUCCACUGCAUCAUCGGCCGCUUUCGGUGCAACGGCUUCGAGGACUGUCCUGACGGCAGCGAUGAGGAAAACUGCACAGCAAAUCCCUUGCUUUGCUCCACUGCCCGAUUCCACUGUAAAAAUGGUCUUUGCAUUGAUAAAAGCUUUGUGUGCGACAGUCAAAAUAACUGUCAAGACAACAGUGACGAAGAAAGCUGUGAAAGCCCUCAAGAGGCUGGCAGCGGCCAAGAUUACGUGACCUCAGAAAAUCAGCUGCUUUACUACCCUAGUAUUACCUAUGCUAUAAUUGGUAGCUCUGUCAUUUUUGUACUCGUGGUGGCCUUUCUUGCCUUAGUCCUGCAUCACCAACGGAAACGCAACAAUCUCAUGACCCUGCCAGUGCAUCGACUGCAGCACCCUGUCCUGCUGUCCCGGCUGGUGGUCCUCGAUCACCCGCACCACUGCAGCGUCACCUACAACGUCAACAAUGGGAUCCAGUACAUGUCCAACCAGGCCUACCAUAGGCCAGUGGACCUGGACUCUCCACCAUCCUAUUCAGAGGCUGUGCUCGACCAAAGCAGACCACCUUGGUUUGACCUUCCUCCACCACCUUAUUGUUCUGAAUCCCCUAAUCAGCCAGAUCUUCCUCCUUACCGAUCUCGGACGGGAAGCCUGGUGAGCACAGACACCCCGAUGGCAGGAAGCCCUCUGGGCACAGCCGGCAGUUGGACAAGAGACAUCCAUGACAGCAUGGAUGGCCACAGAACUCUUCUUGAGAGGACAGCAGAUCAAAGCGAUUCUCUGGUCAACCACAUUGCUGAAAGAGAAGUGUAACCGCUCCAGUAUAUGGGAUGGGCAGGAAGGCAUUUACUUUUUUGAGUCCGUGUGGGUUAAUCUGCUGUGGCUAAUAGUUUUCAGGGGGACAUGUGCCUGAAUGAUGACUUGAUUUGAAUCCACACUCAGUUAAUAUUUGAAUUCAGCAUUUUGGGCUCAUCAAAGACAGAGCUGUGAGUGCUAAACCUAGAGUCACAUCAACUUUCCACAGUAUUGCUGCGAGCAAGUUCCCGUUCAGACUAGUAAGAGCAACAUCAGUGCUGUGUCAGAGAACUGACGUGACGUAUUUCUUGGACUAUUUACUGUAUAUGAAUGUAUAUAUGUGCAUGUAUAAUAUAUACAGAUGUUGCACACAAAAACUGUGCCAGAAGGACUUUUGUUUUCAGAGUGCCUCCUGUCCUGUCGACGUGUGAGCUGUUUCUUCUUACUGCCUGGUGCCAGCUGGUGGUCACUGAAGCACACCAGAGGCAGUCUUUCUGCUUGGAGGUCCGGUGCCCAAUGCUAGCUCACUGGCAGUGCUCAAAUUGCAGAAAAUGUCCUACUUGACCCUUCUCCUCGUGGCCUGGAACAUUCUCACUGUGAAUGUAAUUUUUAAAGUUUAAGCUUGUGAGGAUGCAACAACUCUAACUGAGCAAAUGAGGGUUUUUUCCCAGAUGCUGAUCUCUAGGCCAAAUUUGCAUGGGUUUUCUCAGGAACACGACAAAGGUUGGCUUAUCCGUCAAACUUCAAGGCUGAGUAUAGAGGCACUGAAGCUUCUCAACAAACGAGCCUAAGACUUCUUUUCACGUGUGGCAAAACAACAUUACUCCAUGUGUUCCUUCUUAAAAAAAAGACACAACAAAACAAAAAACCCCCAACAAAAAAGAACCCAAACUGUUUCAGCUAAUCUUGAACACCAAAACCAGCCUGAGGCAAACACCGAUCACAGAAAGCUUUAGUGUGAAUGACUAGUUUUAUAACUGAAAGCAGGUCGUGUUAGUGAAAGGUGUUGGGCUUCUUGGCCCUGUCUACAGCAUGUAUACAUACAUGCGUGGAUACACGUGUUUAAUACUGUGUGUAUGUAUGCAAGUAGUGUAUUGCAUAGGUUUAGUUCUACUGCACCAGGAGAACUCUAAAAUAUCAGUUUCACUUACAAUACUCUCACUGGUUUUUAUGGAGUUUGCCAUUAUUUGUGUUCAUUUGGUUGAAAUCUCAGCUUCUGCAGAAAACCAGAAUUAUUUCUGUCUGGUUUGUCCUAACUCUUGGAAUGGUCUCCUGUGAAGUGUGUUUCAGUGCACAGCGUUAAAUCACCUGUGUGAAAGCAUCUCAGAGGUAAAGGUAUUCAGAGUGGCAAGAGGGAAGGUAAGCUGUGAAUUUAAAUGCCACUGCAGUGCUGUGCUUGUGCUCAGUAUACAGAAAGCAAUGCAGUGUCUUCCUCUUGUCCAGAGGGAAAUUGGCCUUGAAAAAUUAUUUAUAUUUGUCUAUCAGACACAUUUUCCACUCCUCCUUCUACAUAAUGAACAGUGUCCUUAAACAGACUUUUUUGUUUAAUGGAAAUGAAGGAAGCUGACUGCCCACACCUGCUUUCUUCCCCAUCUUUCUAAGGUAACUUCUUUUGCCCAAAGGUUAUAUGCUCAGAACCCAAGAAUUUUUGAGCUUGAUUGUAGGUAGGGGAAUGACUCAAGUUCAGUCUCAGUUCCCACACAUACAUCUGAAUUUUUUUUGUGGUCUUUUUUUUUUUUCAUUUCCAGCUCUGGAGUCUACUGCCGUGGUAUGUGAGAGGCAGGGGCCAGAUGAAUUUACAAGCACAGGUCAUUCCAGGACUGAGAUGAUGCAGUGGGGAGCACUGGAGAAUUCUAAUGCUGUUGGGCUUGGCUGACUCUGGAAGCAGAUUAAUGGCAGCCUUUCAUUACAGGCUUAGGCAGCCUGUCUUAAAGUGCAUUGGUGAAGAUGCUCCUAGGUCCUUGUAAAGCAGCGUAAAAGAUUGGGUCAGAUCUCAUCCUUGCUGGGAGCUCAAGCACUGUAAUUAUGCUGUCCUUCACAAAGCAGGACUUGACUAAUUAAUGACUCCGUCCGACUUGAUAGGUAGACUGUUGUCAUUGUCACAUAGCAGACAGUUAUUCUUUAUUUUACAGGUAGGUUAAACUCAGGUACAUAGCCAAGUUAAUAGUAAAGGUGGGUGCAGGAGUGUCUCCUGUGAGCACUGGGCCCUGCUGUCCCUCUUGCCUUUUGUUAAGGUUCUGCUCGGCCGCUGUAAGAGAGCUAUGUAAUGCUGUAUCAGAAUUAGCCAUAAUGUUUUUCUGUUGCAGUUUUUAAAACAUUGUAUUGGACUAUAAAACAUACUGUUGAGGAGUUUGCAGUAGUUUCAUUAGAAUUAGACAUCUUUUUAAUUUUAAGUUUGCCUAAGGCUGUAUUAGUGAAACUAAAUCAUUGUGUCCAGUGUAACUUACAUGGCAUGUAUCCCUCACACAAGCCUCCACGGGGGACUGCGUUUCACCACGUGUAUUCUAAGACACCAGGGUGCAGGCAAACCAAAUAUUGUUUGCCUAUGGCAUCUGAAAAACAUUGCCUUGCAUUGCUAAGAAGAAAGAAAAGAGUGGACACAGCCUGCUUCUUCUGCCUUCUCUGUCAGUCACUGUCAUAUAUGUACAUAUAUAUAUAUAUUAAAAAAAGAUACUCUUUCAGGUUGUAUAUAUUCAUGUAACUUUUGCAUUAAGAUAAUCCAUUUGGACUUUACAAAAAAAAAGAAGGAAAAAACAUGCUAAAUGGUGUGACAUUUUCCCUUCCAGCUAAGGGUGUAUUUAUCUUUGUAUAGGAAUCUUUUAGUUUUUGGGAACAGGAGUUACAAAAGGAGAUUGUGCCUUUCUGAUUUAAUGUUGGUUUGGGAGGCUGUUAACUACAUUUCUGGGUGUUGUUACAUAUCAUUGUCUAGAGAUCCAAAAAGAGAAACAAGUCUUGUCUUCCUCUUUGUUGUUACUUAUGGGGACCACUGAACUCUGAGGAGUGCAGGAGGUCAGUAUCUUGUUCCAAAAAGGCAUGCAGAAACUUUUAAGGGGGCAGGUUCAUCUUACUCCAGUUUUCUGGUUUGUAGAACAGAUUUGCUGGCUGGUUUCUUUGGAAAUUGCUGUUAGCAUCACACAGAAAUUGUUUAUAACGUGUCACUUCUAGUAGUGUUAAUACAGCGUUAUACUGCAUUAUUCAGUGGAAUCUUUGGGAAAGCACGGUAGCAACAACCGUGCUGAUGAAAUUAAAUAUUUCAUUGAAAAUCCUGCAGCUUCUAAGACUGAAGUUAAACGUUCAUGAAAUACCAUGUGGUGGGACUUCUUUUCAGUGCCAGUAAAAUUGGAAUUGAUCAUUUUAUUGUUUGCAAUUGCUCUUAACCUUUUAGUUUGGGGUCAGUCUUCCUGGAGCUUUGCUUUAUACUUAAUAUUUAAACAAAUGGAUGUUAUUUCAAAGACCUAUUCUUACAAAAGUAAAACCAAUUAAAGUUUUCUUCCAGAGCCAAAAUCUGAUUCCACAUCUGUAUUGAAUGGUGACCACUGUAAUGAGUAGUUCUCCUCAGUGCAGGUAUUAAUGUUUUUGAUUCCAACAAAACAAUUUGAAGAAAUGACUACUUGAGGUAAAUGAAGGAAUGUGGAUUAGCCUGUUGGCAGUAAGAUUUGGGUUAUUUAAAAAUAAACAAAUAAAUUUCAGGAGUUUUGAGUGUCUGUAACCUCUGCUGAAGUCAGAGUGCUGUGUAUUUAAAAUUAGGCCAGUAGUGAAUCCGCUUGAUAAUAAUCUGAAGUUCCUUGUAAGGCAAAUUACAGUUUACCUCUCUGGUAUUGUGUGAAUGGAAAACUGGCAGUAAUGCUUUUAAAAGAGAGCCUGUGAAUAAUUUUCUUGGCUCUUGUCUACAGCGACAUACAUGACAACACUGACUGCAUUGCGAUUUUUAAAUAACUCUGCAUUCAUUCUUCCUCUCCUUUUAAGUCAAAUCAGUUUUAUUUACACCACUUCACUUUGAUACAGCUAAUAGGGCCCUUGUGAUAGAUUUAGAAGCUGGGUGGAGGAAAGAGAUGAUGACUCUCAUUUUAAUUAAUGCUGCAGCUUGUUAAUCUUGUGCGCUUUACUUUUUAAACAUCUUAGGAAAGACAAAUGGUUUUAGUAGAUAAGAAAAACUAUUAAUGAUGAAAAGGAUAGAGGGACACUGAUUCUGAAUUUAAUUUUUAAUGAAUAUUUAAAAUUGUAUAAAUGAAGGAAGAAUUUAAUGCUGUGUUUUUAACAUGGUGAUCAGAUGGCAAGUACUGUUUUUAACUGUUGCUCAUCAGAAGCUACUUUGCAUAUAAUGUCUGGAACUAAAAUGGUAAGACAAGUGCCCUUCUUGCAGUUCAUACUAGAUCUGAAAUAUUUUUUAUUAACACAAGGCUAUAUUGCACCGUGGACUAAAAUAUGGACUGCAGAAAGAAUUUCAAUACCGUGCUGGGUUCUGCCUGAGUGUAUCCUAGUACAGGACUGUGGCCUUCAUUUGUCCUUUUUUUUUUUUUUUUUUAUGAUUUGAGGGGUUUUGUCAACUUGAAAUGGAGGUGUUACAUAAAAGCUUUAAAGGAGGUUGUAUUUUGAAACCCAACCUUGUCUUAAACUUUUGUAAACUGGAAAUCUUCAAAAAAUGUAUUCUGUAUUCCUGAAUAAAGUUGGUGUUUUAAUACUGUUCACAA